AUGGCCAUCAUCAAACGUCUUGGACAAGGGGUCGGCGUUGUCGUUGGCCUUGGUCAAGAGGCUUAUGCUCAUAAUCAAGCCAAGAAGGCGAAUGAUGCGGCCAGUACCUUGUACCAGAAGAGUCGUCCGGACGGGAAGCAGAAUGAUCCUCAUGAAGCAGACGACAAGCCACCGCCAUAUGAGGAGGAGCAUGAAUUCGUAGCUGCGAGAGACGCAGAGACUCUCACGGCACCAGGCCAAGGGCUACCUGGGAAGCUCCCAGCACCAGUCAUUAUCCCGCAGAAACGCCCAAACGCAAAGGCUCGAGGGUUUCUCACUGCCUAUGCGCCGGCUUUGGCGGACUGCGGCGUGGAUCAGGAGACAUUCCUGCAGUUCAUCGACGGCUUCGACGCAUCGAAACAGAACGGGGCCUUCAACGUCCUGAACCUCGCCGUAGCGAUCGGUGUUGUCAGCCAAAUGGCGGCAUUCGGACCAUCGCUGACCGUCCAUCUUGCGGCGAUGGCAGUCCACCUCUCGAUCGAGAGUGGCAAGAAUCUGUACAUCAACAAGAAGACGAAUGAUUACUUGGAUAUGUGGAACGCCACUCACUUCAAGCCGCAUGGUCUCUUCGCCAUGAUCAUGACAUACGAGCCCAAUUCCAAUGAAGCAAGCAAGCUUUUCGAUCUGGACACCCAAGUCUCAGAAGCGGCGAGCAUUGAAGGCAAUGGGUUUCUGUCUCAAAAGUUCAGCAUCUCCAGCGGGACUUCUACCGAGGCUCAACUGCCUGAAGUGUGUCCUUUGGUGUUCCCUGACACCCGUGAUCAAGGCGAUGCCGGGUCUUUCAAACGCGCCAUGGCGUUCACCGCCGACUAUUUCGAUCGUCGCUCACAAGCUUCAUAUGCCGCAAAGAAUCCAAAUUCGAAACUGAACGUGGUUGACCGCCAGUUCGCGGGCAGAUACGCCGACCCAACGACGUUCGAGCAUAGUGGACUGAUUGGAGUACUUUCGGGAGGUGCAGUCGAUCCAUGUCGUAGACACUGGGAGGAGGAAGAGGAAGAGAGGAGAAAGAACCCACAGCCGGAGAAGAAGCGUGGCGGCUUGCUUUCAAGCGUGAGACAAAGGCUGAGAGAGGGCGUGCUGUAUCUGCUGAUCGUCAAUAUGCCCAGUGCCAGUGAGCUUCGCGAAGCUGCGCGCUUGAUGAGGAGCUGA
Zasmidium cellare ATCC 36951 is the source of this 1188-nucleotide messenger RNA. RefSeq lists its product as uncharacterized. The record is from RefSeq and is a predicted model, not a curated record. The transcript is spliced from 2 exons. The coding region runs from base 1 to 1188 and encodes 395 amino acids. NCBI's taxonomy places the organism in Eukaryota, Fungi, Ascomycota, Dothideomycetes, Mycosphaerellales, Mycosphaerellaceae.